Molecule: messenger RNA, 2424 nt
Organism: Penicillium chermesinum
Lineage: Eukaryota; Fungi; Ascomycota; Eurotiomycetes; Eurotiales; Aspergillaceae
Gene: slx4
Product: protein slx4
Exons: 2
Coding region: 1-2424 (807 amino acids)
Biological process (GO): DNA replication; DNA repair
Cellular component (GO): Slx1-Slx4 complex; nucleus
Molecular function (GO): 5'-flap endonuclease activity
Source: RefSeq, a predicted model, not a curated record
AUGGCGACUGCUGAGGUGAUUGUCCUUUCUUCCUCUCCAAUCACCCCAGCCAGAUCUUCCUUCCAAACCUCACUCGACUCGGAGAAGCAACCUAAGGCACCGCCACGAGAUCCAGCGCCACCACCGUUGCCGACCGCCGCCGAGCUAUUCCGACCUGCCACGACGUCCCGAUUCUUCGCAGACUCGUACACUACCGAGAGGGAUAACAAGGGUAAGGGUACCAAAAAGACGGCCAGUCAAUCGAAAUCCGAUGGAAAGAAAGCGCCUGGCAAAUCGCGGCAGAAGGCCGAGAAAUCUACGAAGCCGGAAGCGCUUGAGGUCUUAGAGCCGGAGACGAUCGAUUCAAGAGAUAACGCGGCGAAGAAAAAGACGACGCAGAAGUCUCGUGCUCGGAAAACGCCAAAGAGCAAGGAAGCAGGGAAUAUGAAAUUGAACGGCAAGGUUACGAAGGCGAGCAGCAAUGGCGAGACGAAGAAUCCGAAACAAGCAGCGGAAAAUUCUGUAUCGACGUCGCAACAGACUUCAAACUUGGAUGUGCCAGCACAACUUCAUCCGCAAGAGAAAAACGAGGAUUUACAAUUGGACGAAGCGAUAAGAAGACGACGAGACUGGACGCCCCCAACGGAAACCGCCCCUCAAGAUGGCGUCGUGGAAAAUUCCGAGAAUGCUCCCCGUGGAGGAGCAGGAGGACUAGGGAAAUUACUCUCUGAGUAUCAUUACUCUGGUGUGACACCUCAUCCUCGUGAGAUUCUUCAAAAUCUAGAAGGCGGGCCUACGAAGCGAAGAAAGAUAGAGCUGGUCGACUCUGCGAUUCAGGCAAUGCAUUUCGAAAGAUCUAUAUCGAAGGAGGUAUCUGCUGCGCAGUCAGAAGAUUCAUCGUCCUCUGGCGCUCCGACCAAGAAGAAACCGAAAGCUCCAAAGAAGCCGACAACUGUGACGGCUCGAAUGACCGCGCAAUAUACUUCAAAAGGUGCCGUGGACGAUGCAUUGAUCAAGGAAUUAUUACCUGAAAUCACAAAGGCCAAGUCUAGCCGGUCGAAAACCAAGUCAUUGGAUAAAGACCCGGUAUUCAAUGUGGUCUCCCCAGAACUAGCUGCAAAAACCUUGGAUGCACAAGAUCUCAUCUUUGGUACGUGCUCGCAGCUGGAGAGGGAGGACUCACCACAGGCUUUGCGAGAGAUGCAAGAGGCCAUCCGUGCCUCUGAGAGCAUUUCCACUGCAUUCUCAGUAGACGCGGGGAAAACUACAGACCGCGAAAAAUCCUCAGCUCGUUUAGGAUCCCGUCUUGCGGGCACCAAAAACCUAUGGGGUGUUGGAGCUCGAGGCGCUGAUGGAUCUUUAGUCCAAGCCGAGAAGGUGGACACUGUGGACCUGAGGAGCCGUACACAGGCAUCUAAAAGAGUCAGAAUGAUAGACCCAUUCCAAGAUGAUGAAUGGCUGGAGCCUGAUCACAAACCAUCAACGUCUGCUUUAAGAGACAAUGAAGCAUUGGACGAUACCAAGCCCAAUACAACCACGGAACGCAAGCUAUCUUCCGAUUCGGCCCCAAUGUUGCCGAUAAAGAGCAAGACAGUCCAUAUAACCAGCGAACCGCUAGCUUCGAAACGACCCGCCAUGCCACAAUAUACUGGAUUCACCGAUGCCGAACUUUCCAAGCAGGUCUCUGCAUACGGAUUCAAGUCUGUGAGAGGCCGGAAGAAGAUGAUUGAAUUGCUCCAGAAGUGCUGGGAGUCGAAACACGGUAAAGCAGAAAAGUUCGUGGAGAUUCAUGUCUUACCCGAAUCGAGCAUAGCAGCCACCACAGUUCCUGAACCAAGUAUACCUGGCGUGAUACCGAAUGCCAAGGGAAAAGGGAAACUAAAGGCAAACGAAUCAAUCUCGGCAUUAAUGAGCCCAUCUCGAAAGAUUGGUAGGACGCAUAAUCCCUCUACCUCUUCUUUCAACGAAGUCGAAGAAAUUCAGGAUUCAGAAGAAGAAAUCACUCCGUCCCCCAGCCGUGUUCAGAAACAUUAUACCGAGAUGCGGAUAGAUUCAAAGUCUGUCCCUGAGCUGUCUUUCGAAGUCUCGGCGAGCGCGCCGCCAAAAAGCCCGUGUCGCCGGAAAACGAUAGCUUCCAAAGGUUCGCACGCAGCAAAGUCAAAACCAAGCUCGUCACAACGGAGUAGCACGCCCGAUAUAGGCGCUCAGAUGACCAAAGCUAUACGCGCCCAACCCCUUCCAUCUAUUGGUAACCAUCGGAGUCAUCCUACUUGGUACCAGAAAAUCCUGAUGUAUGAUCCCAUCAUAUUAGAAGACUUUGCGACGUGGCUCAAUGUUGAGGGCUUCGCACUAAUAGGCGAAGACCGCGAGGUUGGUCCCUUGGAUGUGAGGCAGUGGUGUGAAAGCAAGGGGAUAUGUUGCUGCUGGAAACAGGGAAGCUGGUGA